AAGAGAAACAUUGUACCUACAUAACAAUAUUAUAAAGGAACUUUUGUUUUUCAUUGUAAAUGAUAUUAUGUAUGAUAUAGGUGGUUUGUAUUAUAGUUUACGGAGUUUAGUGAUUUUUCGUAUUCCACGGAAAAAAAAAUUAUUAUAAUCGCCGACAAUUAUUAUACACUUCACACUCACAGUGGGGAGGUUAUCCGCGGUCAGGUCAUACGAGUUAUCGCCCAUAUUCCUUAUAGAAAGGUCAUUACAUCCACCUUAAAUUGUAUUAAUUUUUUUUUUUUUUUUCAUAUAUAUUAUGGAACCAUACUCUAUGAGUGGAACGAUUAUAUUAUUAUACAUCCGCGGCCGGUCCCUAUAUACGCGUGUAAUUAUUUACGAUGUAUUUGUAUGCGAUAUAGCAUUCGUAUUCAUCGCGCGCCACACCACUUCCCCCACCCACUUUCUCACGACCAGCAACACAAUAUCUAAAACCUCCUACUCCAUAAUAAACACACGUCGUGUUUCCUACGACAGUAAGAGUGUAAGACUGUUCGUGGUCGACUCUCGCAGUCUCGCAUUGACACAGUGUGCACUGUGCAGGGAUCAGUGAAGGUUCACGUUCGAAAUUUUGAGGUGCUGAGAGAGACCGUUCGACUAGGUACCAUUCCAUGGUUUUGAUCUUGGAAUUAGAUUCGAAUACUUAUUCGUUGACUUGACUACCGCCCACAUAAGCGUGUUGUAUCGCACGUCAAUCGCGGUGUAGUCGAGCAUAGUUUCACGUCAUAUUAAUUAUUAAUUGCUCGAGACCAAUAUCAAUAAUUUCGUCUCAUUAGCUGAUCAACGGAAGAUAACAACCCAUCAGACGAACUAGUUUAAAAGAUUAUCUAUGGAUAAUCCAUGGCGCGCCAGAGGUCGGGCUCGUGGGCCAAGACCUCCUCCUCCUCGUCAACCACAACAGUUUCGAGGACCUCAAACAUUACCUCCCCGAUUUGGAAAUAUGCCACCUCUAGUUGCUCCACAACAACAAUUUCGAGGACCUCAACCACUUCCGCCACAAAUUAAAAAUUUACCACCUCAAGUUGUUUCACAACAAGAAAUUAGACCAUCAGAAGUUGAAGCGGUUGGACAAAUAACGAAUAGAAACAAUAACUUGGCAACAGGACAUGCAUCAAUGCCAAUUGGUAGAGGUGCAGUUCGUGGUCGUCAACCUAUAGAAAAUGGGUAUUUUAGGUUAGAGAGACCAGUAUCUUCAAAAUCUGAUAAUGGAAAACAAGGAAAAGGAGGUCAAUCUAUUGAGUUAAUAUCAAAUUAUUUUCCAAUAACUACUUAUACUGAUUGGAGUUUAUAUCAGUAUAGAGUUGAUUUUAAACCAGAACAAGAUAGAAUAAAUAUUAAAAGAGGGCUAUUGAGCGCGCAUAAAGAAUUUUUAGGAGCAUAUAUUUUUGACGGAACAAUGAUGUUUAGCAGAAAAAAAUUGGAAUCUGAUACAAUUGAGCUGACAUCAAAACGAAAUACAGAUGACCAAAUAAUAAUAAUUACUUUAAAAUUAACUUCAGUCAUUGAAAAGGGUGAUUAUGCUUCUAUCCAAGUUUUUAAUAUAUUGUUACGUAAAUGCCUUGCUAAUUUGGAAUUGACACAAGUUGGAAGAAAUUACUAUGACUCAGUAGCAAAAAUUGGUAUUCCUAAUCAUAGACUUCAACUUUGGCCAGGUUAUGAGACUACAAUUGGAAUGUUUGAUUGUGGUCUAUUAUUGAGGGCUGAAAUUUCAACUAAAGUUAUGAGAGAAGACACUGUUCUAGAUUUUUUAAUAGAAUGUUCAAAUAAUAGAAACAGUAACCCUAAUUGGAUGAUGGCUUUUAAAAUGGGUGUUAUAGGAAGUAUAGUUUUAACUCGAUAUAAUAACCAGACUUAUCGAAUCGAUGAUGUUGAUGAAGAGUCAUGUACUAAUUCAACAUUUCUAAAAAAAGAUGGAUCGAGUAUAUCAUAUAUAGACUAUUAUAAAAAUAGAUAUGGAAUAAAUAUUAGCAAUCAAAAACAACCAAUGCUCAUAUCAAAAAAAAAAAAAUCUUUCAGAAUUGAAGGCGAGGAAACAGAGCUAGUGUACUUAGUUCCCGAAUUAUGUAGUAUGACUGGAUUAACAAUUAGGAUGAGUGAAAAUAAAACUCUCAUGCGGGAUUUAGCACAGUAUACAAGAGUGGAUCCAACAGGAAGAAUUGUCAAGUAUAAUAAUUUUAUUAAACGAGUUCAUACUACCCCCGAGUCUGCAGAUACAUUAGCUCAAUGGAAUUUAACAUUGAGUAAUAAACUCAUUACAGUUAAUGCUCGUGUAUUGUCAGAAGAAAAUCUUAGUGGUGCUGAUAGUCACAAAUAUCCAUCUGGCAAAAACGCUAAUUGGACAUCAAACUUACGUAAUACAGCCAUGUUUAGAAGGGCUAUAAUCCUAUUUUGGGUUUUAGUAACUCCGCGUCAGCAUAGUUCUGAUGUUGGAAAAUUUAUUGAUACUCUGCUUAUGGUAGCAAAUGGCUUGGGUUUUACAUUACCAAGACCGAGAAUAGUUGAAUUACCGAAUUCAAAUAUGAGAACAUAUUCAGUUGAAUUGGAUAACAUAGUUAAUACAUUAAACCCACCAUUUAUUUUAUGUGUCACAGCAUCAGCUCGUAAUGAUCUAUAUAGUAUGAUUAAAAGAAAGCUAUGUGUUAGUAGAGCAGUCCCAUCUCAAGUUGUGUUGUUGAGAAAUAUACAAAACAACGAUAAGUCAGUUUGUACUAAAAUUGCUAUACAAAUUAAUUGUAAAGUAGGAGGAGCGCCAUGGAAAGUUUCUAUCCCUGAAUUGGGUAUGAUGAUAGUUGGGUUUGACGUCUUUCACGAUAAGCAAAAUAAAAAUAAAUCUUAUGGUGCAUUCAUAGCCACAAUGGAAGACAGUCACACUAAAUAUUUCAGCUGUGUUGAAAAACAUGAAAGUGGACAAGAAAUCUCAACCUAUUUUUCAACGAGUAUAUCUAAGGCUUUGAUUAAAUAUAGAGAGAAAAAUCAUAAACUUCCUAAUACCAUUGUCAUAUACAGAGAUGGCGUGGGAGAUGGACAACUAACAUAUGUCCAUAAAACUGAAGUAGAAAUGGUAAAGAAAACUUGUAGAGAGUUUUACGGAGAGAAAAAAGUUGGUUUGGCUUUUAUUAUAGUUAAAAAACGUAUCAGUACAAGAUUUUUUUGUAAAACUACAGUUGGAAAAAACGAAAAUUAUCAAAAUCCACCAGCUGGAACAGUUAUUGAUAAUAGUGUCACUGACCCAACUAUGUAUGAUUUCUAUUUGGUGCCUCAGCAUGUAACAAGGGGUACAGUUACGCCAACCCACUAUAAUGUAAUUUUGGAUACUCUCAAUGAAACUGCUUCACAACCAAUUACACCCGCAAUUAUACAAAAACUUACUUAUAAAUUAACUCACAUGUACUACAAUUGGUCGGGUACGGUAAGAGUUCCUUCUGUAUGUCAACUGGCACACAAAUUAGCAUUUUUGGCUGGACAGUCACUUCAAAGUAAUCCAAAUCCCGGUUUGGAAGAUUAUCUGCACUUUUUAUAAGUUUUUUCACUGGCCACUAGAUAUAGACUUAAAUCUAACACAUUUUAAACUUGUUAUAUAUAUUUUUUUCACUUUUUGGAUGAGGUUUAUAUUAUUGUUAAAUUUGAGUAGACUUAAAAUUUUAAAUCAUAGUACAAAGCAGUUCUUAAUUAAUGUUCUGCAACAAAAUUUAUUAUUGUGCCUUUAUUGUAGUGACUAUUUUAAUAGAUUUUCACUUGUUACUUAUUAGGUACAUUUUUUAAAUACCUAAUAAAAUAUUACUUAAUAUUAUUAUUUAAACCAAUAAAUAAUUUUAUAUUAUA
Aphis gossypii (cotton aphid) is the source of this 3858-nucleotide messenger RNA. Its product is annotated as piwi-like protein Siwi. The transcript has 19 exons. Gene Ontology annotation, cellular component: P granule. Bases 866 to 3556 code for a protein of 896 amino acids. The record is from RefSeq and is a predicted model, not a curated record. Lineage: Eukaryota; Metazoa; Arthropoda; Insecta; Hemiptera; Aphididae. Gene Ontology annotation, molecular function: piRNA binding; protein binding. Gene Ontology annotation, biological process: regulatory ncRNA-mediated gene silencing.